GAGAGAGAGAGAGAGGAGAUUUCUCCCCGGCGGUCCCUCCCCAUCUACCUGAUAAGGGCUCCUUAUCUCCCAGCCGAGCAGCGCCUCCGGGUCGGGGUGCAAGGGGCGGGCCCGGCCCCAGGGGUGCGUGCGUGUGGGGAGCAAGCGGCCCAGGUGCCAGAGGCAGGAAUGGGGGGUCCCGGGCGCCCCCCCCUCCUCCUCCUCCUCCCGCUGGGGGGCUUCCUCCUCCUCCUCUCCCUCGCCAGCCUGCGCCUACCAGAUCCCCCGCUCUCCGCCUGCCUCUCGGGGGGCCGGCCCUGCCGCUGGUUCGGAGGGACCCCCGCCCACAAAGAGGGACCGGAGAAGCUGCUGCUGCCACCUGUUCCCACCCCCACAAAGGCGCACGAUGCUCCCCAAGAAGCGCACGAGGCUCCGUCCGCACCGCCCGUCUGCACCCCAUCCCUGCAGGGCUCCGGGUUCCGCAUCCAGGACAUGCAGAGCGCCUUCCUGGCCAGCCUCACGCCGGACGGAGAGGUCCUCCUCCAGGAAUACCUCCAGGGAUGGAAGGAGCUCAUCAAGUUCAUGGACUCUCUGGGCACGGCCUUUGGCCUGAUUUCCCGGGAGACGUGGAGCAAGAUCUCGGUCCUGGAGCAGCACCGGGCGGGCCGGCACGGGUCGCACUACCGCUCCGUGCAGGCCAUGGUGGCCUACGAGCUGGGCCGGGGCCUGGUGGACUUUGGCCGGUCCCAGCCGCGGCCCGCUGCCCGCUUGCCCUCCGGCUGCCGGACGCUGCUGCGGCUCCACCGGGCCCUGAAGUGGCUGGAGCUCUUCCUGCACAAGCUGGGGGGCGGGGAGGGCGGGGAGGGGUCCCGGGAGGCCUCCCAGAUGUGCGCGGAGGCCUACCAGGCGGCCCUGGCCCCUUUCCACAGCUGGUGGGUGCGGCAGGCGGCCUCCCUGGCCUUCCUGGCCAUGCCCUCCCGCCAGGAGCUCCUGAGCAACAUCUGCGCCAACGAGGGGCCGCGCCAGGCCCGGGGGGUCCUCCGCCACACCGUCCGCAGCAUCGCCCGCGUCUACAACGCCACCCAGGUGGUCUACGCCGGACGAGGGAUGCUGGACCUGCCCUGAAGGCAGGCACGUGGGAACCCUCCGAGUUGCAGUCUUACAAGAGGGAGGGAUAGCCACACUCGGGGCCAACUUCGGCCCUCCCUCCAGGUGUUUUGGACUUCAACUCCCACAAUUCCUAAUAGUCGUUGAGACAAUUCCUUCUCCUGCCCUUCUCCGUGGAAGGCGUAAAACUGAAGGAGAUGAUGACGUGGGUGUGCAGAUGAUCCCUUGAUGGACUAAAUGUUUAGUUCCAAGAAGACAAAGGCAUGGGCCAACUUCGGCCCUCCCUCCAGGUGUUUUGGACUCCAACUCCCACAAUUCCCAGCAGCUGGUUUUU
Anolis carolinensis (green anole) is the source of this 1420-nucleotide messenger RNA. It is a transcript of the gene gltpd2, whose product is annotated as glycolipid transfer protein domain containing 2. Gene Ontology annotation, biological process: intermembrane lipid transfer. NCBI's taxonomy places the organism in Eukaryota, Metazoa, Chordata, Lepidosauria, Squamata, Anolidae. Gene Ontology annotation, molecular function: lipid transfer activity. The record is from RefSeq and is a predicted model, not a curated record. Bases 169 to 1104 code for a protein of 311 amino acids. Gene Ontology annotation, cellular component: cytoplasm. The transcript is spliced from 4 exons.